This is a messenger RNA of Melospiza georgiana, 999 nucleotides long. RefSeq names its product peroxisomal biogenesis factor 14 (gene PEX14). The coding region runs from base 1 to 999 and encodes 332 amino acids. Gene Ontology annotation, molecular function: signaling receptor binding. The transcript is spliced from 7 exons. Gene Ontology annotation, cellular component: peroxisomal membrane; peroxisomal importomer complex. NCBI's taxonomy places the organism in Eukaryota, Metazoa, Chordata, Aves, Passeriformes, Passerellidae. The record is from RefSeq and is a predicted model, not a curated record. Gene Ontology annotation, biological process: protein import into peroxisome matrix, docking.
AUGUAUAUUGCCAGUGUUGAUUGCUUCCGCACAUGCCUGACAGAUGAAGAAAUCGACCUGGCUUUCCAGCAGUCGGGCACGAGCGCGGACGAGCCUCAGUCCCCAGCUCCUUCCACGCACCCGGUGCCAGCUCAGCCUCCUCACCCCGUGGUGUAUAGUCCCCCUGGCUCCAGAUGGCGAGAUUACGGGGCUUUGGCCAUCAUCAUGGCAGGAAUUGCCUUUGGAUUCCACCAGCUCUACAAGAAAUACCUGGUCCCUCUCAUCAUGGGAGGCAAAGAAGACAGGAAACAACUUCAGAGGAUCGAGUCAAACCUUGCUGAGAUGAGUGGCAGUGUGACACAGACAGUGACUCAGUUACAGACAACCUUAGCAGCUGUCCAGGAGCUGCUGAUCCAGCAGCAACAGAAAAUCCAAGAGCUCACCCAGGAACUGGCUGCUUCUAAGGCCACAACUUCCACCAAUUGGAUUCUGGAGUCGCAGAAUAUUAAUGAAUUGAAAUCUGAGAUCUACUCUUUAAAAGGACUUCUCCUGAACCGGAGGCAGUUCCCUCCCUCCCCUUCAGCUCCCAAGAUCCCGUCGUGGCAGAUCCCGGUGAAGCCCAGCUCGCCCUCCAACCCUGUCGUUGCCAACCACAACAGCAGCAGCGACAUCUCCCCCGUCAGCAACGAGUCCACCACGUCCUCCCCCGUGAAGGAGAACCACAGCCCCGAGGGCUCCAAGGUCAGCUGCCACCUGCUCAGCCCCGAGGAGGCCACCAAGGCCAUCGACGUCACCAGCCAGGUGCGCAUGGAGGUGCAGGGGGAGGAGGAGAAGCGGGAAACCAAAGGGAACGACGAGGAGGAAGAGGACGAUGAGGAUGAUGAUGUUAGCCAUGUGGAUGAGGAGGAAUGUCUGGGUGUGCAGACUGAGGACCGGCGAGGAGGGGAUGGGCAGAUUAAUGAGCAGGUGGAAAAGCUACGGAGACCUGAGGGGGCCAGCAACGAGAACGAGAUUGACUAA